This is a messenger RNA of Daucus carota subsp. sativus, 882 nucleotides long. RefSeq names its product thioredoxin M-type, chloroplastic. Gene Ontology annotation, molecular function: protein-disulfide reductase activity. Lineage: Eukaryota; Viridiplantae; Streptophyta; Magnoliopsida; Apiales; Apiaceae. The record is from RefSeq and is a predicted model, not a curated record. The transcript is spliced from 2 exons. Gene Ontology annotation, cellular component: cytoplasm. Bases 175 to 735 code for a protein of 186 amino acids.
AUUCCAUUCACAACUUCACAAAAAAAAAUGAUACACCAAAUAAAAAAAAACAUGUGAAGGAAAUAAAAUAGUAAUUCAACUGCAUUCUUAUUCUUCUUCUCCAUCACUCUUUUAGAACUCCAUCUAUUGUAAUCUGUGUAGAUAGAAACAAGAACAAAGCAUUCAUUAUUUACUAUGGACAAGUGUUUCCAUGUGAGCUCUUCAAUGGUAUCAAGCACUAGUGCAAGAGCUAGUGUUCUACACUACUCUCAUCAUCAUUCCUUUCCUUUUUCCGCGCAAGAUAAGAAGGUUACUAAUUACCUUCCAGGUUCAAGUAAAUCCAACAAAUGGACUGCUGCUGUUGUCUCGUUUUCUUCCUCUCGUUCGCGCAAUAUGAGACGCCCUGCCCUUAGCAUUGUCUGUAAAGCUUCUGUAGAUACAGUUCAAGUAGUGACUGACACUACAUGGGACAGUCUCGUUCUUGGAAGUGAACUACCUGCGAUUGUAGAUUUCUGGGCACCCUGGUGCGGUCCUUGCCGUAUGAUUGCACCCAUUAUCGACGAUUUGGCCAAGGAAUACGCUGGAAAAAUCAACUGUUUCAAGCUCAACACAGACGAGUCUCCGAACGUAGCAGGAAGGUAUGGAAUCCGGAGCAUCCCUACCGUGUUAUUUUUCAAAGAAGGAGAGAAAAAAGAUAGCAUCAUCGGGGCGGUACCCAAGUCUACCCUUUGCGAUACAAUUGAUAAAUACAUAUAAGCUAUUGAGAUCAUCUUAUUCAACAUUGCUUAAGAUGGCUGGUAAUUCAAGAUCACUACUCAAAUUUUUACGUUUGUAUAUGUAAUUAUAUUAAGGACGACUUUUCGGGAGAAUCAUUUCUGCAAAAAGUGAACACAUUGAAUUUCA